Populus trichocarpa (black cottonwood) is the source of this 682-nucleotide messenger RNA. Its product is annotated as non-specific lipid-transfer protein A. NCBI's taxonomy places the organism in Eukaryota, Viridiplantae, Streptophyta, Magnoliopsida, Malpighiales, Salicaceae. Gene Ontology annotation, biological process: lipid transport. The transcript has 2 exons. The coding region runs from base 67 to 450 and encodes 127 amino acids. Gene Ontology annotation, molecular function: lipid binding. The record is from RefSeq and is a predicted model, not a curated record. Gene Ontology annotation, cellular component: membrane.
AGCAUGAAUCAUAACCAGCCUUGUGAUUGAAGAAACUGAACCACUUCAUUUGUUUCUGAGCUAGGUAUGUUGAAAGCAGCAGCAAUGAGCACUCAUCUAUUUGCAUUGCUAGCAGUAAUUCUUCUGUUACUUUCAAGACCAACCAUGCCUUCUCCUGAUGAUAAGGUUUCCUGCGCGACAAUUGUGUCGAAGUUAACCUCAUGCAUCAAUUAUAUCAGUGACAAAUCAAAAGAUCCGUCAAAGACUUGCUGUGCUGGGGUCAAGGAAAUUAGUGGUUUUGUUAAAAGCAAAUCAGAUAGGAAGGAUGCAUGCGAGUGUCUUAAGAACACACUAAGCAAGAUUAAAUACGAUCCCUCUCGCAUCCCUACACUUCCCAAGAAUUGUGGGGUGUCCCUUGUUCUUCCUCCUAUUUCCAGCAGCACUGACUGCUCCACUGCGUUUGGCUAUUAAUGCAGCAGGCUAUAUAUGCUGAACUGGUGGAGCAAAUCAUGUUGCGGCAAGAAUUCUAGUACGUUAUGUAAAAGAAACGAGAAUAAAACACUGCAGCACUAUAAAAGAAGUUGAUGCCAUUUUCUCUUUGUUGCUAAUUAAUGUCAGUUUCAUACUUGUAUCCAAUAAUAAUUGAUAAGAUCAUCCACAGUGUUAUUUAUAAUGGUAUAUACUUGCACCUUUUCUGUUUCAA